Messenger RNA from Frankliniella occidentalis (western flower thrips), 831 nucleotides. RefSeq names its product histone H3.3 type c-like. The transcript has 4 exons. The record is from RefSeq and is a predicted model, not a curated record. Gene Ontology annotation, cellular component: nucleosome. NCBI's taxonomy places the organism in Eukaryota, Metazoa, Arthropoda, Insecta, Thysanoptera, Thripidae. Bases 137 to 652 code for a protein of 171 amino acids. Gene Ontology annotation, molecular function: structural constituent of chromatin; DNA binding; protein heterodimerization activity.
UUCUGGAGAGCGUGCACUGACGUCACAGUUGCAGUUGCAUCAAACGAGAAGGCGGGACGACGACGACAGAUUCUGUUGAUGCUGUGUGCGAGUGUUCUAUUUUUGUAGGUUUUUAUAUGUGAUUUGAAGAUACAACAUGAGGCGAAAGUUACCGCCUUCCGACCGGAGGAAAUCUGGUCCAGCCAGCAAGCAAGCAUCUCGAGAUUCAAUUCCAGCUGAUCCAAAGUCGACACCAAGGAAAAACAGUAGCAGUCAUACCAGUACUCCUCAAACAAAACAGACUCCUCAAAGGAAAAGCAUUCAAGGCAAUCAAAAGACAACUAAUGACGUAUCUCGCAGAACUCGUCGUUUCAAAAAUGGAACUAAAGCUUUACGGGAAAUUAAAGCUCUUCAGCGGUCAACAUCCCUUUUGAUACCCAAAUUUCCUUUUUCUCGACUUGUCAGGGAAAUUAUGAAUAGUUUUUCUUACCACCAGUUAAGGGUUCAGUCUUCUGCAUUAGAAGCUCUGCAAGAGGCAGCAGAAAUGUACAUGGUGCAGUUUUUUGAAGAUUCAUUGCUUUGUACCCUUCAUGCUAAGCGAGUGACAUUGAUGCCUGCUGACUGUCAUCUCAUGCGCCGUUUAAGAGGGCCAUCUGAAGUGUGUAACAAAUAACAUUUCAGAAUAUUUUUAAUUAUGUUUACUGAUCUCCUAGCAUGAAAUUGGAUUUUAUUUCUCCUAUUAUGUAAUUAUACUAUUGACAAAUGACCUUAUGAGAUUUAUUGCCAUAUUUGCCAUAUUAAUGGUUUGCAAUUUAAUGUUUACAGUACAAAGUAAAUUUAGUCACAUGACAA